AUUUGAUUUUUUCAUUUGACUUUAUCUUUCUGCUAUAGAGAGGAAUGCAUAGUAGAAAUAAAAAGGCAAUGGAGUUUGUAGCCAAAGGGUGGAGUGCUUUGAAGGAAGUUGAUAGAGUCAUUGAUUACGCAGAACUUAAUGACAAACGUCUCAUCCCUCUCCUCAGGACAGCAAAGGAGAACUUUGAGUUGGCUCUGGAGGCUGACAACACAAAUACCAAUGCUAGACUUUAUUUGUCCAAAUUGCAUUUCAAAUACCAUGUCCCAGGGGCAUGUAAAGCUAUAGGAGCUGCUUUGUUAGUGGAAGCAGCGGAUAUGGGUAAUCCAGAUGCACAGUAUGAAUUGGGUUGCCGGCUGAGAGUUGAGAAUGAAUAUGUUCAAUCAGAUCAGCAAGCUUUUUAUUAUUUGGAGAGAGCUGUUGAUCAGUUGAAUCCAGGAGCUCUUUACCUUCUAGGUGCUGUAUAUUUGACUGGGGAUUGUUUGAAGAAAGAUAUUGCCUCAGCAAUUUGGUGUUUCCAUAGAGCAUCAGAGAAGGGGCAUGCUGGUGCCGCUAUAGCAUAUGGGUCCCUUCUACUAAGAGGUGUUGAAGUCCCAGAAUCUCUGACAAAAUUCAACUCAAAAAGAGCUUCCGGUACAAGAACAUUAAGGAAGAAUGAGGGAAGCCCCGUGCAAGAUGGAGUAGAGAAGGCAAGAGAACAGUUUGAAAUUGCUGCAAAAGCAGGAUGUGAUCUUGGAUUUAAAUGGUUGAAAAGACUUGAGGAGGAAGAGAAACGUCUCCAAGCUGCCGAUACUCCCCCAUCUGAAUUGGUAGCGUAGAAGGAUUUAAUAUUGGAGGAUGAUUAAGGAUUUGUUUGUGUUAGUAAGACCAUGAUUGGUGCCAAAAGAAUGAGAAUGAAAGUCGAGGUUUCUGAGUUGGAAGCAAGUGGGUGGUGUAAGUGUGACUACACAUAAAUUGGUGAGUCAGUUUUUGAAGUUUUGGUGAAGAUGGAAACUCAAAAGAAAUAGUAGCAAGUAGUUUGGUGGUGAAGGAUACAUCAUCAUCAUCAUCCCAUCCAUCGUUGGUAUUUGAGAUAGCAGUGAGUGAGUACCUACCUGCCAACAACAAAAGGCAUUUUGUAUGUAUGUGGUGCCUGCUAUUUCGUGUAGCUUUUUCUAAGCAAAUUAAGUGCAGAAUGUCAGACCCAAAUUAAGCUCACAUCGAGGCAGGUUGGUACACUUGUGUCCGUGAAAGUUAACACAUCAUUACCUCAACAAUUAUAUGGACAUGGACAUAGCUCCAUGUGAGCUGACCUUUCAUUGGAGUAUUUUAAAA
Cornus florida is the source of this 1311-nucleotide messenger RNA. RefSeq lists its product as uncharacterized. The transcript has 8 exons. The record is from RefSeq and is a predicted model, not a curated record. Gene Ontology annotation, molecular function: protein binding. NCBI's taxonomy places the organism in Eukaryota, Viridiplantae, Streptophyta, Magnoliopsida, Cornales, Cornaceae. Bases 45 to 815 code for a protein of 256 amino acids.